AUGUCCUCUGCGUCGCCUUCGUCAUCGGCGCCGGAGAUGGAGCUACAACCGCCGGCAAUCGUCGAUGGUGACCCGUCAGCGUUAUCCGCCGCCGUCUGGGAUUGGGGAGAUCUCCUCGACUUCGCCUUAGACGAUCGGCUUCUCGUCUCCUUCGACUCCGAUCAACCUCCGUUCUCCGCCGCUCCUCCCCCGCAGAAUCAACCGCUGGAAUCGGAAUCGGAUCCUUCCCCGGGCUCGAGUUCGGGUUCGGAUCGGGUGAGGAAGCGGGACCCGCGGUUGACUUGUUCGAAUUUCCUGGAAGGUAGGAUCCCAUGCUCGUGCCCGGAGAUCGACCAGAGAUUGGAGGAGGCGGAGCUUCCGACGAAGAAGCGGGUCCGGGGCGGCGGGCGUGGCGGCUCAGGCUUGGCCCGGUGCCAGGUCCCGGGUUGCGAAGCGGAUAUAAGCGAGCUCAAAGGUUACCAUCGGAGGCAUAGGGUUUGCCUCCGGUGCGCGAACGCGAGCUCCGUCGUGCUCGACGGAGAGACCAAGAGAUACUGCCAACAGUGUGGAAAGUUUCAUAUGCUGUCAGAUUUCGACGAAGGUAAACGCAGUUGUCGAAGAAAGCUUGAGCGUCACAACAACAGGCGUAAAAGAAAACCCGUAGAUAAAGGAGACGGAGAUGAAAAGCAUCAGCAAGCAGCAUUGCAGAAUGAGAACAGCGUAAUUGAUGUUGACGAUGAAAAAGACAAUAUCUGCUCAAUUGACCAGAGAGCAGAACAAGAGGCUUCACUGGAUUUUGAAUAUGAAAAAAAUUGUGGGCAGGGAGCUGUACCUAUUCCCCAGAGUAUCAAUGCAGAUAGUUUUGUAUCUUUUGCAGCUCAGACAGAUGAAGGAAAGAAUGACACGAAAUUUGAACAUUCACCUCUCUAUGGUGACAACAGAAGUGCUUACUCAUCUGAGUGCCCAACUGGUCGAAUCUCAUUCAAACUUUACGAUUGGAAUCCAGCGGAGUUCCCUAGGAGACUGCGGCAUCAAAUAUUCCAGUGGCUGGCCGCCAUGCCUGUGGAGUUGGAGAGCUAUAUUCGUCCUGGAUGUACGAUAUUGACUGUCUUUAUUGCAAUGCCUGAGAUUAUGUGGGCUAAGUUAUCUAAAGAUCCCGUGGCUUAUCUGGAUGAGUUUAUUCUUAAACCUGGAAAGAUGCUGUUUGGGAGAGGCUCGAUGACUGUUUAUUUGAACAACAUGAUUUUCCGUCUUAUGAGAGGUGGAACCUCUGUCAAGAGAGUCGAUAUAAAAUUACAGGCCCCAAGACUUCAAUUUGUCUACCCAACAUGUUUUAAAGCUGGAAAACCAAUUGAACUCAUCAUUUGUGGACGGAACUUCCUGCAACCAAAAUUUCGGUUUCUUGUCUCUUUUUCUGGGAAGUACUUACCUUACAACUAUUCUGUUAUUUCUUCACCCAACCAGGACGGGAAGAGUUCUCGUUGUUGUUGUAAUAAGUUGUACAAGAUCAAUGUUGUGAACUCCGACCCAAAUCUCUUUGGUCCUGCAUUUGUCGAGGUUGAGAAUGAAUCUGGCCUUUCAAAUUUCAUUCCUCUAAUUAUUGGAGAUGAAGCUAUUUGCUCCGAAAUGAAACUAAUAGAGCAGAAGUUCAAUGCUACACUCUUUAUUAAAUUAACCAGUCAGAUAACCCGGAGAUAUGAUCGGCAGAGGCAAACAGCCUUUUCUGGGCUCCUGUUAGAUAUAGCAUGGUCAGUUAAGGCGCCCACUUCAGAAUGCAGGGGACAGAACAUGAAUCUUUGUCAGAUACGGAGAUUCAAUCGGGUGUUGGAUUAUCUGAUACGGAGUAAUUCGGUUUCCAUAUUGGAGAAAGUGCUGCAGAAUCUGGAAACUCUGUUGAACAAAAUGGAACCUGACUCUGUGAUUCACUGUACAAGUGAUAGCGACGUGAGACUCUUACAUGAAAAUAUGAAUAUGGCCAGAGACAUCAACAGGAAACGUCAGAGCCAUGAACAAUCAAUGACAAACUUUGGAAACGAUCUUCCUUCAUCAAAUUGUGAUUGUGGCUGUGACUGUGGCUGCGGUUGCAAAAGCAGUUUCCAGAAGGACGCACCAUCACGAACAUCAAACAUUAAUCAGGAUCCAGAGGCAGGAUUAGUUUCCAAGCAGGGGAAGCAGCGGGUGGCCAGGAGAGAAACUGACCCUCUUUUAAGCAAAGAGUUUGUAAUGAACGUGGACGGUGUCAGAGACUGGCCGAGGAAUUCUUGCAGCCCGGUAUACCCUGUCCAGGCAUUUAGAUCCCGUCCAACCGCAUUCAUAAUCACAACACUCAUCCUCUGUUUCACGGUAUGUGCGGUUCUGUACCAUCCAAACAGGGUCACGGCAUUUGCAGUGGCCGUCAGAACGAGAUUGGCUCACGAAACUUGACAGAGAGUCUCUCUCUCUCUCUCUCUACAUAUAUCACUGCCCAGCUUCUUCUCAGACAUUGGAUGAUGAUUGAUUCCGCUCCAUGGCAUCAGAAGGGACGACGAACUUCGGUUUACAAAGGCUUGAGCAGCUGCGGCAACUGUAAUAACAGCAGUUUGAUGAUUUAUUUCCUUUUGUUUCUGUAACACGUUGAGUUACGAUUUCUAACUGAAAUUGGAAGACGGUGAAGAAGAAAAUGUUAAGAUAUGUAUCUGUUUUUUGUUAUAUAGAAAUUGGAUGAAAAUAUAAUCAAAUGGACCACUGGUUUUAAUGAGA
Tarenaya hassleriana is the source of this 2718-nucleotide messenger RNA. Its product is annotated as squamosa promoter-binding-like protein 7. Gene Ontology annotation, molecular function: DNA binding. The record is from RefSeq and is a predicted model, not a curated record. Gene Ontology annotation, cellular component: nucleus. NCBI's taxonomy places the organism in Eukaryota, Viridiplantae, Streptophyta, Magnoliopsida, Brassicales, Cleomaceae.